Messenger RNA from Malassezia pachydermatis, 1902 nucleotides. RefSeq lists its product as hypothetical. The transcript has a single exon. The record is from RefSeq and is a predicted model, not a curated record. NCBI's taxonomy places the organism in Eukaryota, Fungi, Basidiomycota, Malasseziomycetes, Malasseziales, Malasseziaceae. The coding region runs from base 1 to 1902 and encodes 633 amino acids.
AUGCAGGCCUCUACGGAGGCAGAGCGUAUGCCUCCUACUGCCAUUGCGCUCGUUGUCCAAAUUCAAGAUCAGCUCCAGUCUCUAAAAGAUUUGGUUAGGCGGGGGCAUGUGGGUGAGGAGCUCCAUGCAUUGUCAGCGCCGUGCGCUUCCCAUUUGGGCUUGUAUCCUACAGAAAUAAAUGUGACACCAUCGGACCAGUUUUCUCAAGAGACAUAUAUUGAUGCGCUAGAGACAAUCAACAAGGCAGCAUCGAGUCUCCGUCAGUCGCUAGAACGACCUGAUGCACAGGUCAUGGAGAGCCAGAUGAAAGAGGUAUCAGCGCAAGCUACAGAACUGGCGCGUGCGUCGAGAGAUGUUCAUACCAUGACGAUCUGUGCAGGCAAUCUUCCAACCUCACUUCCAUCUGCUUUGUGGGUCGGUGCUGUAGCGCAAGAUCAGACGCCUCCCGAAAACUACGACGAUGCCGUCCAAGUACUCGAAGCGCUUUGUCAGGCAUUGACACCGGUGUGCACGGAGCUACGGUUAGAAUGCUUCCAUGAGCGAAUAAAUGCAGAGAGGCAAGAUCCUAUGGGAAAAACGUAUACAUUUACUAGCGGUGGAAGAAUCAUUGUGCUGGACUUUGAGUUUGGGCUGAAAAAGGAUGAGAGUAUGUCAUGGAGGCCGACCGUGUCGUUGCAAGUUUCCUACGCGUCUGCGGAUGGAGCGCGUAUACCAGAGGACAAACGUCUAGCAGAGCUAAUAGCAUCAUACUUACAGCAGCUUCUGUACUUGAUCUUUGGACAUGAGGCUGAUCAUGAUGUAUUACGACGCUGUGCUUCAGAAUCCUCGAUGACGACGUACGCCCAAGCAGGGCAGCUAUGGCGCGCAUUUCUACGGAGCCUGACGGCCCUAGCCAGUAUUGACCGCCUGGAAGUGACAGGGUCCGAUGGCCAUGUCAUUGACGCAUUCCUGUUGCUAGAACAAUUUGGCCAAACAGCUGAAGAGGUAUGUACAUUGGAAGCACAGACACUGUGCUCCAAGUAUGGCCUUUCUUCUUCUAGCCCUCAUCAUCCGGAGGUACAACGAUACCUACUGCAGGAGGGACUUGGCGUCGCACGGCAUCACGAUGCCCUUCCGUUCCUUACACUUUCAUUUACCCCUAACCACCGUGCUAUGAUCCAAGUCGCACCAUGUUCUGUUCCUCUGGCAUCGCCGGCGGAAACGUCCUGGAUACCCACAUCAAAGAUUGAGCUACCUAUGUAUGCCCGUCAGCCAUUGUCAGCGUUUGGCCAGCGAAAUGGUCUCACACGGCCAUUGGCAUACGUUGCAGAAGUGGAGCCACCUAUCAUGGUACCUCAUCGCAUUGCUAGGGAUGUAUAUUGUGCUUGUGGCUUGGCCCAGCACCACUUGCCUUUGUCCUCCAAACCUUCCCCCAGCACAUCCGGUUAUCUCACUCACAUUUUAGGCUCCUCCAGUCACUAUUGUGCAUCGAUACAAGAUGAGGAGGCACGAAUAAUUUCGUCCUUGCCCUUCCAAAGCUUGGUGCAGCUGUAUCAUGCGUUGAACAUCCUGCGUGAGCAAGUCGUUUGGAAUGAUCUGUUAAGGCGCGCGGCCAAGUCCAACACUGAGGGCCCCACUGUGACACUGAAGCUAGAAGGAGCAGAAGAGCAUGGCACGUCGCGCCUACGUCUCAAUAUGCCGACAGCACACAAGGGAGUGGUAGUAAAUGCCAUUCUCAGUCGCAAGACAUCAGAGGCCCACCACAACAAGUGGAGCUUGGAAGCGCAGGCGAUAAGCCUUGCUGGCCAACCUGCCCGCGUAUGGGGCGCCCCCUCAGCACAGGCCAAUGUGCCUGGACUGCAGGACGAUGGACUGUCACUGACAGACCUGGUAGAUACGCUAUAUGUCUGGGCUCGCUCGUAG